Thlaspi arvense is the source of this 2253-nucleotide messenger RNA. Lineage: Eukaryota; Viridiplantae; Streptophyta; Magnoliopsida; Brassicales; Brassicaceae. The record is from the annotation of a GenBank genome assembly.
UGUUUCGCGUCUCAUAACGCCAACGCUCUCUGUUUCUGUGUCACCAACCCCAAAUUCAAUCUUCUAAGCUCCUCAAAGAAGCCAAAUCGUCUCGCGCCCUGCGUUCUCAAUGUUGGAUUCCAAGAUAUCGCCGAAGUCGUCCACAACAAGGUUCUCAUAGCUGCUGGGGUUUCCGGAGCGAUUGGGCAGCUCUCAAAGCCCUUCACUUCUGUUGUCUUUUAUGGGAAAAAGCUGGACUUUAGAACUGCUUUACAAGCUGGAGGCUUCCCUUCAACGCAUUCGUCUUCUGUUGUGGCUGCAGCAACUGCAAUUGCUUUUGAAAGGGGAUUUGCUGACUCCAUUUUUGGUCUCACUGUGGUUUAUGCUGCCCUUAUCAUGUAUGAUGCCCAGGGAGUGAGAAGAGAAGUUGGAAAACAUGCGAAAGUAUUGAACAAAAUAACAACCAAUGCUCGGAAAGUUGAAGAGAUGAGUUUGUUAAAGGGGAACGAAGCUAAGGCUUUACAAUCAGAGGAGAUCAGUGAGGAAGUGUCUGUUCCAUUGAAAGAGUCAAUAGGACAUACUGAAGUUGAAGUCAUAGCAGGAGCUUUGUUCGGUUUCUUUGUUAGCUUCGGUGUUUACUCGCUUAUAUUGGAUAAAGAAAAAUUAAGAGAGACGCAGUGGAGAAAUGUCAAAGUCACACAUCGUCAUCAAUUGUUCAGCUACGCCCUUCAACCUUCUUACGCUGCCGCCUCUGCCGUUUCCCCCGCGCCGCCUCCGCCGCAACCGCAGUCGACCAUCGGUCUUUCUUCUGUUUACGGUUCUUCCUCCGCUCCUGACCGUUACUUCCCCGAUUCCACGUAUCGUUUCUUGCCCCACGACGGAUCCGAAGCUUUGAGCAACUAUUCCUCCUCCCUGGGAACCCUUACAUCGUCUUCCGCCAUGUACCAUCAUCUCCCCAACACGACGGCGUCGCAUUUGGCGUAUCCGCAGCUGCUUCAGCAGCAUCAGGAAGCUUGGCCGCCCGGCGUGGAGCUGCCUGUUGCUGCUUCCGCCGCCGAGCCUCUUCCUCCUGGUGUCAAACGCACCUCUGAAGCGCUCUACUAUCCGACACUCUUGGGUGCCCAUAAUACAAUUGGUCAAACCGAAGCUUGGUAUGCUACAGACUAUUUAACGAAGCGACUUAAGCUGGAGAGUACGAGCAAUUUGCCUGUAUACCCACAGAGGGCAGGGGAGAAGGACUGUACCCACUAUAUGCAAACAAGAACAUGUAAAUUUGGAGAUAGCUGCAAGUUUGAUCAUCCUAUUUGGGUUCCUGAGGGCGGAAUCCCAGAUUGGAAAGAGGCACCACUUGUUCCAAACGAUGAUUACCCUGAGAGACCAGGAGAACCAGAUUGUCCGUAUUAUAUAAAAACACAACGUUGCAAAUAUGGAAUAAGGUGCAAGUUUAAUCAUCCGAGAGCAGUGGCUGCAGUUAGUGUUGAAAAUCAAGAUGCAUUACCUGAGAGGCCUGCUGAGCCCCCGUGCACGUUCUACAUGAAAACUGGAAAAUGUAAAUUUGGUAUAACAUGCAAGUUCCACCACCCAAAGGAUAUCCAGCUACCAUCAUCUAGUCAGGAUAAUGGUAGUAGUGAGGCGUUACCCAGUGAUACUGAUGCCACCAACAAUCCGCAUGUGACGUUUGCCCCAGCAUUAUAUCACAACUCGAAAGGACUACCUGUUAGGCCGGGUGAAGUGGACUGCCCGUUCUAUCUCAAAACCGGAAGCUGCAAGUAUGGAUCCACUUGUCGCUACAAUCACCCUGAGAGGACUGCAUUCACCCCUCAGGCUGCUGGGAUAAAUUAUCCUCUAGUGUCCUCGACCGCUGCGGGUGUAAACCUUGGGUUGGUUAACUCAGCUGCCUCCCUCUAUCAGACUCUUUCUCAACCCACCCUUGGAGCGCUUUCAGCAAUUUAUCCCCAAAGACCCGGACAAUCAGAAUGUGACUACUACAUGAAGACAGGGGAGUGCAAGUUUGGAGAGAGAUGCAGGUUUCAUCACCCAGCAGAUAGGUUAAAUGCAACGACGACCAAACAAGCUUCUCAGCAACCGAAUGUAAAGCUGAGUCUUGCAGGGUAUCCCAGGAGAGAGGGUGCGCUUAAUUGCCCGUAUUACAUGAAGACAGGGACUUGCAAGUACGGGGCAACAUGUAAGUUCGACCAUCCUCCUCCAGGUGAGGUGAUGGCUAAAACCGCUUCAGAAGCCGAUGCUGGUGGAGGAGCUGACACGACUCAAUGA